AUGGAAAAUAAAUACCAAUAUAACGGUAAUCCAACAACUUUACCAGAUAUUAUUGAUCCUGGUAUCACUAUCCCUAUUUUUGAUGAUGUAUUAGAAGAACCAGAUAAUGAAUUAAGUUCACAACAACCGCAAAAAUUAGGUUCCUAUAGAGUACGUGCAGGAAAAUUUUCAAAUACUUUAAGCAAUUUAUUACCAUCAAUUAGUGCAAAAUUACAUCAUGGUAAAAAAAAUUCAAAUGGUAAAGUUGUCACUAAUGAUUCAAUGCCAAUAGAUACUACUAUUCAAACAGAUUUAGAUUAUCGUAUCAGUGGAGAAAUGCUGAGAAGAAGCGCAGAAGUUGAUAGAUUAUUACCUCAAGGGAUUAAUAUAAGUGAAGUUGAAAAUGUUACUUCAACACAGGAUUCUGACAGACUGGUACAUUUUCCUCCAUCUACUGAUUAUUUAAUAAAUGCUCCAAGAAGAUCAAAUGAUUCAUUUACAUUAGGCACUACUUUAUCACAACCAAUGAAUAGAACUAGAAAUAAUACAAUGUCUUCUCAAAUUACAUCUAUAUCUUCAAUGGCACCAGGCCCUGUAUCAGCAGGAGCUAUUUGGGGUAACACAAACACAAGCGUUAAUGAUUCGCUACAUCAACCAAUACAGACUGCUGCUACUACCGCUAAUAACAAUAACUCAAUUUAUGAACAAGUUAUACCAUCUAUGACUAACGGUACGGUACAGGAUAGCAGUUCAUCCAUUCAUGGUAAAAAUACCAAUAUGUUAAAUGUACCUCCAGUCGCAAUGUGGACAAAUCCAACACAAUCGAGACAAAGAUCCGCAUCAAAUAGUUCAAGUAUAUAUAUGGAUGCUGCCCAAUUUGAUCAACAAUCCUUAUAUUCCCAUGCUCAAUCGAAUUAUACAUCAAAUCAACAAUUCCAUGAUGGACCCCUAGUGAUAGAUGAUGUCGAUCCAAGAUCAAUUAAUUGGGUAUCAAAUGAUCCCAACGUACCAUCCAUUAAUAGAAUUUCUACAUUGAUUCCAACAAAUACAAUUUCCAUCUCUAAUGUUCUUUCCUUACAAGAACAACAACCUCAUUUGAAUAAUGCAGUUAAUUUAACCUCUACAUCACUAGCAACACUAUGUAGUAAAUUUGGGGAAGUUACCUCAGCAAGAACAUUUAAAGGAAUAAACAUGGCAAUUGUGGAAUUUACUACGGUAGAGGCAGCUUCUGAAGCAUUAAAUUCUCUACAAGGCAAAGAAGUAUCUAUGAUUGGAGCUCCAAGUUUUAUUGCAUUUGCUAAGAUAUUACCUAUGCAUCAACAACAACAAUACUAUGGUAAACAACAAAUUCAACAACCAGAACAAAUUCCUCAACCGUUAUUACAUGAGCAAUUAUACAAUGGGUCAGUUACUUUACAAAAACAAGGUAAUGUCUCUGUUCCGGUCUUUAAUCAAUAUCAACAGCAACAACAACAACAAGUUCAAUCAAUACCCCAGAUUCCAUAUUCUCAAUCUCAACCUCAACAACAACAAUCCCAACAAUCACAUAACCAACAUUAUGGCGGUAAUUAUCAAACUCAUACUAGUCAUAUACAUUCCACAUCAAUGGAAAGAGAACAAUGUCCAUUCCCACUUCCUGCACCUACAGUUAUAAGCAAGAUGGGUGACUUAAAGAAGAUCAUAAAUUCAUUCGAUAUAGAACGCGAUGAACAACAAGUGACCAACUUGUUGAAUGGUGUAAUAAAUUUCAAAGGUACUACAGAUACCGAAAAUUUUGGACCUUUACCAAAUUCUAACGUCGUAAAGGGUUUCGAAGCAUCAAAAUUGAGGGAACUUCGUAAGGCUAUGGAUAGUGAUUCAAUGUCUCAAAUUGAACUUGAACAACUUGCAAUGACAAUGCUAGAUGAAUUACCAGAAUUCUGUUCUGAUUAUCUAGGUAACACAAUUGUUCAAAAAUUAUUUGAAAAUUGUUCCGAUAUCAUUAAAGAUAUCAUGUUAAGGAAGACUGCAAAAUAUCUAACCUCAAUGGGUGUUCAUAAAAAUGGUACCUGGGCGUGUCAAAAAAUUAUUACAAUGGCUCAUACCCCAAGACAAGUUCAAUUGGUUACUUCAGGUAUUCGUGAUUACUGUACUCCAUUAUUUGAUGACCAAUUUGGUAAUUAUGUUAUUCAAUGUGUUCUUAAAUUUGGAAUGCCCUGGAAUAAUUUUAUUUUUGAAAGUAUCAUAUCAAACUUUUGGACAAUUGUACAAAACAGAUACGGUGCAAGAGCUGUCAGAGCUUGUCUUGAAGCCCAUGAUAUUAUCACUAAAGAACAAACUCUAGUAUUGAGUAGUGUUAUCAUACUAUACUCGGAAUAUUUAUCAACCAAUGCUAACAGUGCACUACUACUAACUUGGUUUUUAGAUACCUGUGUUUUACCAAAGAGGCACACUGUAUUAGCAUCAUAUAUUACCAAAAAUAUUGAUGAGUUAUGCCGUCAUAGAUUAGCUUCGUUGACGGUUCUAAAGAUUUUAAAUUAUAGAGGUGAUGAUGUUGCUAGAAAAAUUACGCUUCAGGCAAUUUUCGGUGAUUUAACGUCUGAAGAGCCACCGCAAUCUUUGAAAGUAAUUCUAAACAAUUCUAGUUAUGGACCUACAUUUAUCUACAAAGUCUUGUGCAUGCCUCUAUUGGAUGAAGAUACAAGACAACACAUUGUUCAACAAGUGAGAAAAGUGGUGAAGGACUCUGCAUCGGCUCAACAACAUAGACGUUUAAUGGAAGAAAUUGGUUUUGCACCUCCUAGUUCUCAUCCUCAAGGAAAUAUAAACAAGCAUACACAUAGGAAAACUAGCAGCAAUGUAGCAUUUAGUCCUGAAGCUAAUGGCCAUAUGAGAGGUCCUUCAACCUCUAGUAUACGUAGCAAUGGUUCAAGACAAACCAAUGUUAUAUCUCAGAACGUUCCAGGACAAUCUGCCAACUCCCCACCAAAUAAUUCAAACGCCAAUGGUGCGUCGUACUUCAAUUAUCCGGGAAUGUUCCCAGGUGGGUUCUUUGGAGGUUCAAAUGGUACCAACAUGAUUGAUAACGAUGAUAUCAUUAAUAAAUUCGAAAGACUAAAUUUGAACAAUGGUACACAUCUAUCGCUCCCAAAACUAAGUUUUAGAGGUCGUCCAACAAAUGGCCCCACAGGUAAUGCCGCUUUUGAACAAAAUGGCACUGCCAAUAACGAUUACAAAGUAUGA
This is a messenger RNA of Maudiozyma saulgeensis, 3201 nucleotides long. NCBI's taxonomy places the organism in Eukaryota, Fungi, Ascomycota, Saccharomycetes, Saccharomycetales, Saccharomycetaceae. The record is from the annotation of a GenBank genome assembly.